Molecule: messenger RNA, 3180 nt
Organism: Chanos chanos (milkfish)
Lineage: Eukaryota; Metazoa; Chordata; Actinopteri; Gonorynchiformes; Chanidae
Gene: ssh1a
Product: slingshot protein phosphatase 1a
Exons: 15
Coding region: 1-3180 (1059 amino acids)
Biological process (GO): protein dephosphorylation; negative regulation of actin filament polymerization
Molecular function (GO): phosphatase activity; actin binding
Source: RefSeq, a predicted model, not a curated record
AUGGCUUUAGUAACCCUGCAGCGCUCUCCUACCCCCAGCGCUGCCUCAUCCGCCAGCACCGCAACCACCAACGCGGGGGAGGAUUUUGGGAGUGAUGAUGAGCGACGGUUAAAUCAGAGUCUAAGUGAAAGCUUCUUCAUGGUGAAGGGAGCUGCCCUCUUCUUGCAGCAGGGGAGCAGUUCACAGGGACAGAAACCACACCCCCAUCACAAACAUGCAGGCGACUUACCUCAGCACCUGCAGGUGAUGAUCAACAUUCUUCGUUCAGAAGACAGAAUCAAAUUGGCGGUACGGUUAGAGAGUGCGUGGUCUGACCGUGUGCGGUACAUGGUAGUGGUCUACACCAGUGGUCGACAGGACACAGAGGAGAACAUAUUGCUGGGGAUGGAUUUUAGCAACAAAGACAGUAAAAACUGCUCCAUCGGGAUGGUGUUGCCGCUGUGGAGUGACACAAAGAUUCAUUUGGACGGGGACGGGGGUUUCAGUGUGAGCACGGCUGGCCGCACACAUAUCUUCAAACCUGUGUCUGUCCAGGCCAUGUGGUCUGCCCUACAGAUCCUUCACAAAGCCUGUGAGAUAUCGCGUCGGUAUAACUACUUCCCCGGCGGCAUGGCCCUCACCUGGAUGGGAUACUACGAGAGCUGUAUUACCUCAGAACAGAGCUGCAUUAACGAAUGGAAUGCCAUGCAGGACCUGGAGACCAUGCGGCCUGACUCUCCUGUUCUGUUCGUCGACAAACCAACAGAGAGAGAGAGAACCGAAUGCCUCAUCAAAGCCAAGCUCAGAAGUAUCAUGAUGUCCCAGGACCUGGAGAACGUCACUUCCAAAGAGAUUCGUAAUGAGCUGGAACAGCAGAUGAAUUGUAACUUGAAAGAGUACAAAGAGUUCAUUGACAACGAGAUGCUACUGAUCCUGGGUCAGAUGGACAAAGCCACGCUCAUAUUUGACCAUCUUUACCUGGGAUCUGAAUGGAACGCCUCUAACCUGGAGGAGCUCCAGGACUCAGGGGUGGGUUACAUCCUGAACGUCACCCGGGAGAUCGACAACUUCUUCCCUGGGACCUUCUGCUACCACAACGUUAGGGUAUACGACGAGGAGGCCACCGACCUGCUCGCCCACUGGAACGACACCUACAACUUCAUCAUGAAAGCAAAGAAGAACCACUCCAAGUGUCUCGUCCACUGCAAAAUGGGCGUCAGUCGGUCGGCCUCCACGGUGAUAGCCUACGCCAUGAAGGAGUACGGGUGGUCCCUGGAGAAAGCCUACAAUUUCGUCAAACAGAAACGAAGCAUCACCCGGCCCAACGCCAGUUUCAUGAGACAGCUGGCAGAGUACGAGGGCAUCUUGGAUGCCAGUAAACAGCGACAUAACAGGCUAUGGCAGCCUGACUCAGACUGUGAUCACCCUGACUGCCAGCAGGGGGCAGCACAGUGCUGUGCCGUGGAGGGCCUGAGUAACGUGUCGCCCGACCCGGUGACCCCGGGUGCCACGCCCUGCUGUGAGGAAGGGGCUCAUUCCUCUCCUUGCAUCGGAUUGGAGGUUGACCCCUCCAGCCCGCCCAACUAUAACUACUACUUCCGCCGCUUGUCAGACUCUGCGUUGGACAGCGACCCGUCCACGCCCGUGCGGGCCCCGCCCUUACUGGACGUGGACAGAGUCUUCAUUGAAAUCGAGGACGUUGAACGGGAUGCCUUGCUGGAUGAGGGGCCCCCUCUGCCUCAUUUCGGGGUGCUCGGGGAGGGGACCGCCGCCCAGACGUGUUCGAGGGGGGCGGAGUCUCUGGAGGAGCUCCGCCUACGCUUGGAGUUCAGCACCGUCGAAGAGGAAGAUGAAGAGGAGGCUCAGAAAGAGGAGGCGGAGAUGGAAGCCUUGGCCCAGCCGGGAGGACUGGGACGACCAAUAGAGGGAGAGGGAGGGGGCAAAGAAGACGAAGAGGAGGAGGAGGAGGAGGAGAUGGAGGAGAGCGGCGUCGACAUGGCAACGCUGAACCACCUCUGCAACCAAAACUCUAACAACAACAAUCACCUCAGAACACGCCAGAGCCUUGCUGUGAGUAGUAAAGUCCGUCCUGCUUUGAGUUCCCCCUCCAACUGCAGAUCCAGUAAGAGUUGUAGUUCUGAGAGUGUGGAUAGCGGACGCAGCGUAAAAGGCCUUAAUGCCCCGCCCCACAAUGCUGUACCCAGCAUCUCUGUAGAGGUGCCGUCCUACUCCACCACGCCCUCCUCCACUCCAGGCCUCCGCCAGACCUGCGGCCCCCAGUGUGACUGUGCCAAGUGCGGCGUCGGGCCGUCGGUCGCGUGCCUUGACGUCGUUUCUCCGCCUGCGUGCCACCGUGACGAGGCGGACGGCGCGUCUCAGGCCUCCGACCCUCUCCAGAAAGCGGAGGGCGACGUUAACCUAAAGGGGGAUGUUGAUAAUGGUGAUAAUGGUGAUAACGGCGACGGUAACAGGGAGGCGGAGAGGGUAGGGGAGAACUCCCAAGGCCCUCCCCCAGAGGGGAGCGCGGGAAACGCGGGGGGACAGGAGACCCUUGCGCAGCUCCAGAGGUCCGGGCUCGUCCGCCGUCGCGCGGAGCGGCUGGAAAAGCUCUCCGGCCUCUUCCAGGAGAGAGCGCGCGCUCACGAGCAGCAGGGAAAAGCCGCCGGCGUUCCCAAAAGCCACGAGGGGGCGGACCGCCCCUCCGCCCUGUUGGAACUGUUUCCCAAGGCCUCCGGCGGGCCGAGGCACGACCCGUCGGCGGACGCGGCGGCGCUGGCGGCGCCGCUGACCAACGAGGCCCUGCUGGCCGCUCUGGGCACGGGCGGCCCGACGCCGGUGUCGUCGCCUCACGGGUCGAGCUUGACCCGCAGCUCCAGCAGCGACAGCCUGCGCAGCGUGCGGGGGAAACCGGGCCUGGUCCGGCAGCGGGCGCAGGAGAUCGAGGCCCGCAUGAGGCUGGCGGGCCUCACGGUGCCCUCCCGUCUCAAACGCUCCAACUCGCUGGCCAAGCUCGGCAGCCUCACCUUCUCCUCCGAGGACCUGUGCUCCGCGUGCUCUUCCGACGCCGGCACCCUCCUGCUCCAUUCCCUCUCCCCGGAGCUGGAGCUGGGGGCCAGCCCCGACUGGGAACAUCCCGGGCAACUGUCCAGCGCGGACCACGCCAGCCUGGGUCAAACGAUGCCUGGAGAGUCCAAGAGCUGA